GUUGAAGCCAUUGCUCGACAGAAGCUUCCAAGCAAUGUGUAUAAUUACUAUGCCUGCGGUGCCGACAACCAAUCAGCACUAGAAAGGAAUCAAUGUGACUUUGAUAGUCUACUUAUUCUACCACGCGUACUUCGCGAUGUCUCUUCUGUUGACACGUCAACGGAACUUUUCCAGACGAAAUUUUCAAUCCCGAUCGGCAUCGCACCCAGCGCUAUGCAACGCCUAGCAGGGCCAGAGGGAGAGCUGGGUAUGGCAAGUGCAGCAGCCAAAAUGGGCCUCAAUAUGACUCUCUCCUCAAACUCGACAACAUCACUGGAGGAUGUGGCCUUUGUUAGGACUCAAAGUGAACGUAAAUCCAUGGCUCCGUUCUGGUUUCAAAUCUAUCUUACCGCCGACGUGGAGCUGCGUGUCCCUUUAAUCAAGCAUGCAGAAGCGGCGGCCUAUCAGGCCCUGGUUCUCACUGUCGACACCCCAGUUCUAGGGAACCGCAUCAAUGAGCGCCAAACCCCAUUGAUUCUUCCCGAGGGCCUUCGUUUAGAGAACCUUGAACACGAUAAGGUGGAAGGCCCUCGAAAGCCAUCCCCGAAUCGCAUCUUGAUGGAUGCGCGAACCCUCGAACAGGCAACCAAUGCCCUCCGCGAGAUCGGAGGCAAGGCCCACAGCGCCUCUCUAACCUGGGAGUCGACCAUCAAGUUCUUACGACAAACGACAAAGAUGAAAAUCAUUCUGAAGGGUAUACUGGCACCCGAAGAUGCUGCACUUGCGGUUGAAUAUGGCGUUGAUGCUAUAAUUGUCUCUAACCACGGAGGCCGACAACUGGAUUGCGUGCCUUCUACCAUCCAGGCAUUACCAGGUGUCGUACAAGCAGUGGGUGGAAGAAUACCGGUUAUUCUGGAUGGAGGUAUUCGCCGAGGAAGUGAUGUUUUCAAGGCAUUGGCACUCGGCGCAGACUUUGUGCUUGUCGGACGGCCAGCAUUAUGGGGGCUGGCGUCUGACGGCCAAAAAGGAGUGGAAACGGUGAUGAAUAUUCUUGAAAGGGAGUUGAGCCGCACCAUGGCAUUGGCCGGAGCAUCUAACUUGCGAGAAAUUAACUCGACUUUGCUUAGAUUGUCUGUGGAUGGGCGGUUGAGUAAACUUUGA
Molecule: messenger RNA, 1140 nt
Organism: Penicillium daleae
Lineage: Eukaryota; Fungi; Ascomycota; Eurotiomycetes; Eurotiales; Aspergillaceae
Product: alpha-hydroxy acid oxidase
Exons: 3
Molecular function (GO): oxidoreductase activity; FMN binding
Source: RefSeq, a predicted model, not a curated record